Molecule: messenger RNA, 2458 nt
Organism: Chrysochloris asiatica (Cape golden mole)
Lineage: Eukaryota; Metazoa; Chordata; Mammalia; Afrosoricida; Chrysochloridae
Product: calcium/calmodulin-dependent protein kinase type II subunit delta-like
Exons: 18
Coding region: 849-2327 (492 amino acids)
Biological process (GO): protein phosphorylation
Cellular component (GO): neuron projection; cytoplasm
Molecular function (GO): ATP binding; calcium/calmodulin-dependent protein kinase activity; calmodulin binding
Source: RefSeq, a predicted model, not a curated record
AACGAGGGAGGGCGAGCGCUCCACGAAGGGAGAAGGCUGGAGUCGCUAGAGGGAGGUGUGGGACUAGGGAGGAGGGGGCUUCAGAAGGGAGGGGAUGCCGGUAGAAGAGGGAGCGGCGGGAGGCGGAGGCCUGCAGACAGCAGGCAGUGCUUAGCCUGAACCAAGCGCUCUUCCUCUCUCCGCUGGGUGUCUAGGCUGCUAAGGCUCGUUUGGGAGUGCGAGGCCACCGAGUGCCGGGUCCAUCCAGUGCGGCCGCUGACCGCAGCAGUGAGGCCAAGCUCUCGCGCCUACUUUCUCUCGAGCCUCUGCGCACCGCGCGGCUGCUGACAGCUGCGGCUGGGCUCCAGCAGUCGGCUCCCGGCUACGCUGGCUCCGAGGACUCCGCUGCCUCGGCCCCUUAGCACUCCGCCCCCGCCCCUUCGGGUUCCCUCCCCUCAGCUCUACCCCUCCUAGCCGUGGUGCGGAACGUUUCGCAACUGCUAGCCUCUCUCCGGGUGCCUGGCUCUUUUUCCAUUUUCCGGGCCCCUCUUCUUGAGUACUUUGCCCUUUGCAUUUGGGGAGAGGGGCUGGAAAGGGGUCGGGUGGUGUGUUACAGAGAAGAAGGAAGCGAGGCCCAGAGGAGUAGUAGGAUCGGCAGACCGUGGGGAAGAGACCCUCACGGCUCUUUCUGGUCAUCUUCCUGGCCGCCCCGCCCCUGCGCACACUCCCUCCUGGGCGAGCUACUUUCGGACCAGAAAAGUGAGGGCGGCCCUAGGUGACAGCGCUGCGGGGCCAGUCCCGGGGAAGCAGCGCGUCUGUUCGCGUCUCGUCCACUACACUUCCAGCUAGGGGCACAGCCCGGACUGAGGAUGGCAUCGACCACAACCUGCACCAGGUUCACGGACGAGUAUCAGCUUUUCGAGGAGCUCGGAAAGGGGGCAUUCUCAGUGGUGAGAAGAUGUAUGAAAAUCCCUUCCGGACAGGAAUACGCUGCCAAAAUUAUCAACACCAAAAAGCUUUCUGCUAGGGAUCACCAGAAACUUGAAAGGGAAGCUAGAAUCUGCCGUCUUCUGAAGCACCCCAAUAUUGUACGGCUUCAUGACAGCAUAUCAGAAGAGGGCUUUCAUUACUUGGUGUUUGAUUUAGUCACUGGAGGUGAGCUGUUUGAAGACAUAGUGGCAAGAGAAUAUUACAGUGAAGCUGAUGCCAGUCAUUGUAUACAGCAGAUUCUAGAAAGUGUAAAUCAUUGUCACCUAAAUGGCAUAGUUCACAGGGACCUGAAGCCUGAGAAUUUGCUUUUAGCUAGCAAAUCCAAAGGAGCAGCUGUGAAACUGGCAGACUUUGGCUUAGCCAUAGAAGUUCAAGGAGACCAACAGGCUUGGUUUGGUUUUGCUGGCACACCUGGAUACCUUUCUCCAGAAGUUUUACGUAAAGACCCUUAUGGAAAGCCAGUGGAUAUGUGGGCGUGUGGUGUCAUUCUCUAUAUUCUACUGGUGGGAUAUCCACCCUUUUGGGAUGAAGAUCAACACAGACUCUAUCAGCAGAUCAAGGCUGGAGCAUAUGAUUUUCCAUCACCAGAAUGGGACACCGUGACUCCUGAAGCCAAAGACCUCAUAAAUAAAAUGCUCACUAUCAACCCUGCCAAACGUAUCACAGCCUCAGAGGCACUGAAACACCCAUGGAUCUGUCAACGUUCUACCGUUGCUUCCAUGAUGCACAGACAGGAGACUGUAGACUGCUUGAAGAAAUUUAAUGCUAGAAGAAAACUAAAGGGUGCCAUCUUGACAACUAUGCUGGCUACGAGGAAUUUUUCAGCAGCCAAGAGUUUGUUGAAGAAACCAGAUGGAGUAAAGGAGCCCCAAACCACUGUAAUCCACAACCCUGAUGGAAACAAGGAAUCAACCGAGAGUUCAAAUACAACAAUUGAGGAUGAAGAUGUGAAAGCACGAAAGCAAGAGAUCAUCAAAGUCACUGAACAAUUGAUUGAAGCAAUCAACAAUGGGGACUUUGAAGCUUACACAAAAAUCUGUGACCCAGGCCUUACUGCUUUUGAACCCGAAGCAUUGGGUAAUUUAGUGGAAGGGAUGGACUUUCAUCGAUUCUACUUUGAAAAUGCUUUGUCCAAAAGCAAUAAACCAAUCCACACUAUUAUCCUGAACCCCCAUGUACAUCUGGUAGGCGAUGAUGCAGCGUGCAUAGCUUACAUUAGGCUUACACAGUACAUGGAUGGCAGCGGAAUGCCAAAAACAAUGCAGUCAGAAGAGACCCGAGUCUGGCACCGCCGAGAUGGAAAGUGGCAAAACGUUCAUUUUCAUCGCUCAGGGUCGCCAACCGUACCCAUCAAGUAAAUAUUCCCAAGCUAUCACCUUCUUUGCUAAUAUAUUUAUGGUCAUCUCUUUCUACUUUUUUUCAUUGUUUAUAGUUUGGUACAUGGAAUUUAAUGAGGGUGGUCAGUUAGGUUGGUGGGGAUAUAUGCCUU